AAAAAUUUUAUGUUUUCUUUUCUUCGGUGAUUUGGAUUUUGGUGUUUUGCAGGGGAAAAAAGAAUCUUUAUUAAUGAUAAAUUGGAUAGCAAUCUGAUUAGUUUCUGUUGAUUCAAUUGUUUUGCAAUGAAUAAAGUUUACUUCUCUUUGCGAGUGUCCCGUUCUCUUCUCCAUUCCUUCAAACCUCAAACUCAGAAACCCCUUUUUAUUUGAUCUCAAGUUGACCCUUUUGUUCAAUUUAGUAACAUACCAACUCUUGUUACAUGGAGGUUAAGCUAUGGAACGACAAGCGCGAGAGAGAAAUGUAUGAGAACUCUGCAGAGUAUCAAGGCAACAGAGAAGCUUGAGAAGGCUUAUGUGAGGGAUAUUAUUUCAUCAUCUGAAUAUGAGACUGAGUGCCAAAAGCUUAUUGCCCAUUUCAAAACCUUGGCUUCUACUCUAAAAGACACUGUUCCCAGCAUUGAACGCUUAGCAGAUACAUAUAAAAUGGACUGCCCGGCUGCUAUAAGCCGUCUAUUGACAUCUGGUGUGCCUGCCACUGUGGAGCACCGCGCUGCGGAAGCUGCCUCUGACUCUGCGACUACUUCUGCUGCCAUUGUGGCUGAAUGUGUGCAGAAUUUUAUUACUGCCAUGGAUUCAUUGAAACUCAACAUGGUGGCAGUUGAUCAAGUGUAUCCUUUGUUGUCUGACCUCUCUGUAUCACUCAACAAGCUUGGUAUUUUGCCACCUGAUUUUGAGAGGAAGAUAAAGAUGAAGGAAUGGAUCUCAAGGUUGGCUAAGAUGGGGGCAGCAGAUGAGUUAACAGAACAGCAAGCUAGGCAGCUCCACUUUGACUUGGAAUCUUCAUACAAUUAAUUUAUGGCAGCUUUGCCUAAUGCCGGGACUUGAACUCUAUAAGUAAUCCAAUAUGCCUUUUGUUUAGUGCUUCAAUCUGGUGGAUUCCCAGUAAUGUGUCAAACAGUUUUUUUAAGUUGGUAACAUUGCAUUCAUUUUGAGAGUUCUUGGAUUGUUUAAGCUCAAGAUGCUAUCGUGUGCUGAUUGUCAUUC
Messenger RNA from Hibiscus syriacus, 1047 nucleotides. Its product is annotated as vacuolar protein sorting-associated protein 28 homolog 2-like. The record is from RefSeq and is a predicted model, not a curated record. NCBI's taxonomy places the organism in Eukaryota, Viridiplantae, Streptophyta, Magnoliopsida, Malvales, Malvaceae. Gene Ontology annotation, molecular function: protein-containing complex binding. Gene Ontology annotation, cellular component: ESCRT I complex. The transcript has a single exon. Gene Ontology annotation, biological process: protein transport to vacuole involved in ubiquitin-dependent protein catabolic process via the multivesicular body sorting pathway. The coding region runs from base 307 to 855 and encodes 182 amino acids.